This is a messenger RNA of Mesorhabditis belari, 1566 nucleotides long. The record is from the annotation of a GenBank genome assembly. NCBI's taxonomy places the organism in Eukaryota, Metazoa, Nematoda, Chromadorea, Rhabditida, Rhabditidae.
AUGGUCAAAAUUGCCACCGAGAAUCAUGACAGAAACAGUGACACGAGUUCUACGGAUAAAGAUCCCUCAAAGAAGCACAAAAUUUUCCCGUCUUCUCGUUUUUUCACCGCCAUUCUCUUGUGUUUAUGCUUUGUCUCGCUUUCUGUUUCCACGUCGAAUCUCGGCGUUUCGAUGACGUGCAUGGUGAAAAACACAUCAGCUGCUGAAUUUGAUUAUGAUGAUACUGUCUUCAUGUCCACAAACAAAACGACAGCACCACGACAAAAGAAUGCAUGUAACGAAGUUGGGAAAACGUCAUGCUCGGAGAGGAACAAAUUGGCAUGGACAGGAAUGGAGAAAGGAUUUAUCGAUUUGAACUCAAAAUGGGCAAUUUGUGCUUCACUCAUUCUCAUUAUUCUAUCAAAUGCGAUGAUUCCACUUGUUGCUUCAACAUCGGUUUGGUUGAUCUUUUUGUUCCGAGUUGUGACUGGAAUGGGCGAUGCUUUGCUUUUCCCAUCGGCUACUUCCCUGAUCACAAGAUGGUUUCCGCCAAAGGAGAGACCGUUUGCAAUUGGAUUUGUGACUGGUGGACGGCAAAUUGGCACUCUUCUGAUCGCUCCAAUUGCCGGCCAACUUUGCGCUCGUUCUGGUUCGACAUUUGGCGGAUAUGAAGCCAUUUUCAACCUCUCCGCAAUCAUCGGCACUUUCAUUUUGGUCAUUUGGCUUUUCCUUUCCGCCGACAAACCCAGCAAACAAUUCUGCAUUUCUGAGACUGAAAAAGACUAUAUCGAGAGAAAAAUCAAAGAAGAAAGCUUGGGGAAAAGAAAUGAAAGAGGGAAUCCACCAUGGAGGAAAAUCGCGAAAUGUCGAGCACUUUACGUGGGAGUCUUUGCUUUAGUCGGACACGAGUUCCCGCUCGUCAUCAUGCUACAACUCUUGCCAAUGUACAUCAAAGAUGUUCUCGGUUUCUCCGAACAACAAACCGGUUUCAUUUCGGCUCUCCCUAUCGGCAUUUUGUGGAUCUCAAAGACUCUCUCGAGUUCAUUGGCCUCUGUGCUCACUGCCAGUAAACCACCGCUUUUAUCAAAGACGACGAGUUGCAAGAUUUUUAACUUUAUUGCAUCAUUGGGUUUAUCUGUUUGCAUCGGUGUCACUCCAUUCAUCGCCUCUCCUCCAUGGUGCAUCGUUCUUUUGUGUAUGGCGAAUGGAUUUGCGGGUCUUCACACUCCGGGCGUACAAACGGCUUUAGUACAAAUCGCUCCCGCUUAUUCGGGUAUCAUCACUGGCAUUUCGUUCAGCGUUGUCGCUUGUUUCUCGAUCGCCAACAAGAUUCUCAGCAACAGUAUUCUUGACCCUCAAAAGGCGAAUCUCGAUCAAUGGAAGAUCGUGUUCCUCAUCUCGGCGGUUGUCGCCAUUUUGCCCGUCUUUUUCUUCACGAUUUGGGGCAGCGCCGAGCGGGAAAAAUGGGCAACCAAUCAGGGAAUGAAUCCCGAUGUGGAGACGCAAUCGCAGAGCUCAAAUGGCUCUGAUAACACACUGACACGAUAUGCUGUGGCAAUCAAUCAGGAUCUCGAUUUGGAGACAGCU